AUGGCUGGCAUUGUGCCAGUACCUGUUGAAGUGCCAUUGACAAGAAGAGAUGCCGGCAUACAGCAGCUCGGUUUCUUGCUCGGAUCUUGUGGGGUCAAGGUAGCCCUCACCUCGGAAGCGUGCUACAAGGGCCUUCCAAAGGCUUCUUCCCCAUCCGGCAGUAAUACAGAGGUCGUCGACUUCAAAGGAUGGCCCCGGUUGUAUUGGCAGACGACUGAGAAUUUGCCGAAACCCCCUCGAGACUGGACUGCUCCACCACGAGUAGCUGAUGAAAGUGUUGCCUACAUCGAAUAUUCACAAUGCCGAGAGGGUGCUGUGAAAGGAGUGUGUAUUAGCAGACAGGCCAUGCUCGCACAUUGUCGCGCCAUUGCACUGCAGAUGGAUUAUAAAGAAGGCGAAAGUGCAAUCUGCGUCCUUGAUUGGAAGCGAGAAGUCGGGUUGUGGCACGGGGUGCUUGCCUCGGUAUUUUGCGGCCUAAAGGUCGUCUUCGUACCGUAUGCCCUCAUGAAGGUGAACCCAGCCAGCUGGAUGGUGCAAGCGACCCGUCUACAGGCCCAAACGGCCCUCGUCAAGUCCCGCGACCUACAUUGGGCCCUGCUGGCCGUGCGCGAUCAUAAUGACGUUCAACUCGGCGGGCUGAGAAGUCUCGUUGUGGCUGAUGGGGCCAAUCCUUGGUCCCUAUCGUCUUGUGACCAAUUCUUGGCGACGUUUGCCUCGCGGGGACUGAGACCGGAUGCGAUGUGCCCGACUGCGGGAAGUUCGGAGACUGGCACCAUCUCAUUGCGAAGAAGACCAGCGGCGAAUCAGCCAGGCACUCAAGCCGGCCGCGGCGUCCUCUCGAUGUCAGCCCUAUCGCAUGGAGUUGUCAGGGUUGAGCAAGAGAACGCGCUCAACUCGUUGACACUACAGGACGCGGGCCACGUGAUCCCGGGCGGUUCGGUGGUUGUCGUCAAGCAGUCUGGAUCUCCGCGACUUUGCCGAAGUGAUGAGGUGGGCGAGAUUUGCAUCUGCGCCCAUUCUGCAGGCAGCGCCUACUGGGGUCUCGAGGGGAUGUCGGCCGCCACAUUCCGAGUGGAACCGCUGGCUGCUGAUGAUCGACCCCUCGGUCCAUUACACUACGUCCGCACCGGAUUGAUUGGCUUUUUGGCACCUAACGGGCUGAUCUUUGUGGUGGGCAAGAAGGCGUCGCAACUCUUCGUUUCUGGGCGACAACAUUCCGCCGAUGACAUUAUUGCCACCGUGCUUGCCGUAGAGCCGAUGCGUUUUGUGUACAGAGGCCGCAUCGCCGUCUUUUCCGUGUCUGUACUACGAGACGAGCGAAUCGUUGUGGUGUGUGAGCAGAAGCCACAUACCACGGAAGAUGACGCUUUUCAAUGGAUGGGCCGAGUGAUGCAGGCUGUCGAGUCGAUUCACCACGUUUCCAUCUAUUGUCUCGCCCUCGUCGUGCCCAACCAAUUGCCAAAGACUCCUCUGGGUGGUAUCCAUGUGGCAGAGACUCGACAACGUUUCUUGAGCGGUGAUCUACACCCGGCUACCCUUUUGAUGUGUCCCCAUAAUUGUGUCCUUAACCUGCCCAAGCCACGUGAACGACAAUCUGACGUUGGCCCGGCUGCAAUGUUUGUCGGAAACAUCGUGCAGGGCGUUCGGAUGGCAGAAGCUGAGGGCCGAUCACUCGGACCGGAAGAUAUGUACGUACCUCUUGCCGAAAUUCUUCGACAGCGCGCGACACAUACGCCAGAUCAUGUGAUCUUCAGUCUCGUCACGGCCAAGACAAUCGAUAACCCAGAGACGUUGACGUGCGGUAUGCUGCUGAAAAAAGCCGAGCGGAUAGCAAGCUUACUGACCGACAAGGCUCGUCUCAACCCGGGUGACCAUGUCUCCGUCGUGUUACCGCCCGGUCUCGAUCUGAUCGUCGCCUUCUUUGGGUGUCUUUUGUCAGGCAUGGUCCCCGUAUGCGUUCGUCCCCCGCCUUCCGGCCAACUGGCUGAAGCCGUUCCCACCGUCCGAGCCAUCGUCGAUGUCAGCCGAUCUGUAGCCGUACUUUCCAGCCAGAACAUCACAAAGAUGCUCAAGAGCAAAGAAGCGUCGCAUCGCGUGGAUGCGAAGGCGUGGCCGUUGAUCGUCUAUUCAGGCCAUCACACGACACUUGUACCACCAGCUGAAGUCGAAGCCACUCCAUCGCUAUGGCUCCAAACCGUGUCCAAUAACAAGAUGCGCGACACCUUCACCUCGCACACUGUCGUCGAGAUUUGCGUCAAAGAGUUGGCCCCGCAAAUUGCGCAAUUGAAGGAGAAGGGCCUCAAUCUUGCUUCGGUUCGUACAUGCGUGAUCGUGGCCGAAGAACGUCCUCGCGUUCCACUACUAUCCGCUUUUACAACGCUAUUCGGAUCUGUUGGCCUAUCUUCUCGAUCUGUCUCCACUUCAUUCGGUUGUCGCGUAUGUCCAGCAAUAUGUAUGCAGGGAGCCAGUGGGCCUGACCCGGCACAGAUCUGGGUCGAUGGGCGAGCGUUGCGUCACGAUCGCGUAUCCGUCGUCGGCAAGGGCGCUCCACAUUCUAUUGCGCUCGUCGAGACAGGAAAACUUCUGCCCGGCGUCCGUGUGGCCAUUGCGAAUCCGGAAACCCGUGGUCUAUGCGCUGAUUCUCACCUCGGGGAGAUCUGGGUGGCGGGCCCUCAUUGUGCUGAUGGAACGAUUGAGCGUCAGUCUCAUAAUGAUAUGUUCGAGGCACGACUCACUACCGGCGACACGAAAACCAGAUGGGCCCGAACGGGGUACCUGGGUCUCGUGCGGCAGACGGAUGCGGUGACGGAAAGCGGUGGCCUUCACGAAGCCGUGUUCGUUGUGGGACCCUUGGAUGAAGCAUUGACACUACGAGGGAUGCGCUAUCAUCCGGCUGACAUCGAAUACACCCUCAAUCGGGCGCAUCGGCUUCUAACGGAAAGCGCGGUUUUCACGUGGAAUCACCUACUUGUUGCUGUGGUUGAAAGUACGGGCGGUGACGAUUCCCUCGACGUCAUCCCAGCGGCCACUUGUUCCGUUCUCGAGGAGCACCAUCUCAUUCUUGGGGUGGUGGUCAUCGUCGACCCGAACACGAUCCCGACAAAUUGCCGCGGGGAGAAGCAGCGAUAUUUGCUGCGCGAUCAGUUCCUCCAGGACAAACUCGAUCCAAUCUAUGUCGCUUACAAUAUG
Molecule: messenger RNA, 3189 nt
Organism: Mesorhabditis spiculigera
Lineage: Eukaryota; Metazoa; Nematoda; Chromadorea; Rhabditida; Rhabditidae
Source: the annotation of a GenBank genome assembly